Cebus imitator (Panamanian white-faced capuchin) is the source of this 1487-nucleotide messenger RNA. It is a transcript of the gene STRA8, whose product is annotated as stimulated by retinoic acid 8. The transcript has 8 exons. The record is from RefSeq and is a predicted model, not a curated record. The coding region runs from base 1 to 927 and encodes 308 amino acids. Lineage: Eukaryota; Metazoa; Chordata; Mammalia; Primates; Cebidae. Gene Ontology annotation, molecular function: protein dimerization activity. Gene Ontology annotation, biological process: meiotic cell cycle; cellular response to retinoic acid.
AUGGCGACCCCUGAAGAAAGCAGCAACCCCCAUGAGAGAGCGACACCCCAGCUGCCAGCACAGCUGCAGGAGCUUGAGUCUCGGGUGGCCCGGAGACGCUUGUCCCAGGCCCGCCACCGAGCCACCCUGGCAGCGCUCUUUGACAAUCUCAGGAAGACAGUGUACUCUCAGUCUGAUCUCACAGCCUCAAAGUGGCAGGUUCUGAAUAAGGCGAGGAGUCAUAUUCCGGAACUGGAGCAAACCCUGGAUAAUCUGCUGAAGCUCAAAGCAUCCUUCAACCUGGAGGAUGGGCAUGCAAGCAGCUUAGAGGAGGUCAAGAAAGAAUAUGCCAGCAUGUAUUCUGCAAAUGACAGUUUUCCUCAGAAUGGUUCCUCCCCUUGGUACCUCAACUUUUACAAACAGACGAUGGACCUUCUGACUGGCAGCGGGAUCGUCUCCCUGCAAGAGGUGGCUCUGCCCAUCGUCUCCGCAGCCAUCUCCCACCUGUGGCAGAACCUCUCGGAGGAGAGGAAGGCCAGCCUCCGGCAGGCCUGGGCACAGAAGCACCGUGACGCGGCGAGCAUGGCGGGGGCCUGCCAGGAGGCGGCCUGUGCUGAGGGCAGCGUGAAGGACAGCGGCGUGGACAGUCAGGGGGCCAGCUGCUCAUUGGUCUCCACGCCCGAGGAGAUCCUUUUUGAAGAUGCCUUUGAUGUGGCAAGUUUCCUGGACAAAAGUGAGGUUCCAAGUACCUCUAGCUCCAGUUCAAUGCUUGCCAGCUCCAACCCAGAAAACCCAGAGGAAAAGUUUCAGCUCUAUAUGCAGAUUAUCGACUUUUUUAAAGGUCUUGGCUGUGCCAACACUCGAGUAAAACAGGAGGCAUCCUUUCCUGUUGAUGAAGAGAUGAUCAUGUUGCAGUGCACGGAGACCUUUGACGAUGAAGAUUUGUAACACAGAAGCGGGGCUGGCACGGGAGGGACUGAAUGAGGUGGGCAGUUCCCAAGGUUGAAUGCUGGCAGCUAAGGUUGCAUGUGCCUUGGCCUCCAGGACUCUUUGGAGUGGGUUGUUCCAGAAGCAUUUUGAUGAUUUUCUGAUUAUUAUAAUGUAUAAGAGAAGCAUGGCCUCGUGUUGGUCUCUCGGGGCUGUUUGGCAUAAAGGGCUGGCCUGCUGCUAUUGUGCUCCUAUUAGGGAGGUAGGAGCACAGCUGGGGCCCAGGCCAUGGGCACUUCAAGGAGGACAGGCAGGGUCUGUCCUUGGAGGUGACAUAAUGCCAGGUACUUUCAGCAUGUCCUGGGCACAGGGCAUUGCCCUGAUGGGUUCUAGAGAGUUCCAGAGCCCACCUGUUCAUCCUGCACACUCUGAGAGCCAGGGGCAGUGCCGACCUCAACCCUGUGCUACAGGACAGCUGGGUGGAACCAGGUAUAUCUGCUGCUCCUGGUAAUAAAGUCACCUGAAUGGGAGCUGCAGUGAGGUCCCAGGCAUUUUUCUGAGGGCUUUCUGUGAGGCUUCUG